GAGAUCAAAACAUCUUGCGUAGGAACCAAGACGAAUUCAUUUUCCUCCCCCCAUUUUUCGGUUAGUGUGGUACGACCCAUCCUCCCUGCCUCCAUAUUUGGGAAUAAGCGAGGACCUGGGUGGGGUCAAAAGAACGCAGUUGAAAGCAGGGACUUCUACAGCUCCGCGCCCUCGCGGGUUGGUUCGUAGCCAAUGAGGGCGAAGCAAGAAGGGGAGCGUGUGGCCAAUGACAAGGCUCGACCGCUGAGGCGGAAGGGGCGGGAGCGAAGUCUCGGGGUAGAGGGAUUUUGUGGGAGAGUUCGGCGUGAUCGUCUCGCCUCCAUCCCGCCCCUGUGGCGGCUGGGAGUCUCCCUUGCGCGCGACUGCCGCAUCUCCAGGGGAUACACAGCGCCCCUUUUCCCUUCCAGGCGCGCUCCGGGCGGGUGUAACCCGGAAGGAGCCUCUAGAACCGGAAACUCCCCCAAUAACCUCCCCCGCCUUUCUCCAGCGCCCCCUCCUGGCUUGUAUCCCCCUCAUUCAUCAUUUGUUUCUCCACCGUCCAUAGAUCUUAGUGCUUCCUAUAUCCUUUUUUAAGCAGCAUCAGGCUCCAGUUCCCUCCAUCCUCGUUACUUAGGACAUCAUUCGCACUGGGCAGAGAGUUCCCUCAAAUUUCUUUUCUGUCCUCUCCUCCUCUCUGCAAAUUGUUCACUUCCUAGUCUCCUCUGCAGUAUCUACCCUGUCAGCCUGCAUUGCCAUAUCAGCUCUUCUUUCCUGGUUAUUUUUUUUAAAAUAACUUUUGUUUCUCACUAUGGAUUCUUCCCAUUCUUCUUCUAUGGAUUCAACGAUGCCUGCAAUGAUAUCUCCAUCUCUGCAAGAUUCCUGGAUGUGAAGAGCUCCUUGUCUCCAAUAUUUAUGUAGGGCCCAGCAGCACCAUGUCUGAACUGAAGGAUUGUCCCCUUCAAUUCCAUGACUUCAAGUCUGUGGACCACCUUAAGGUGUGCCCACGCUAUACCGCAGUAUUGGCCCGUUCUGAAGAUGAUGGUAUUGGCAUUGAAGAGCUUGACACACUACAGUUGGAGCUUGAAACGUUGCUGUCAUCUGCAAGCCGCCGACUUCGGGUGCUGGAGACUGAAACCCAGAUCCUGACAGACUGGCAAGACAAGAAAGGAGACAGGCGAUUUCUGAAAAUCAGCAAGGACCAUGAGGUGGGUCCUUCUAUCAAACAUAGCAAGCUCAAGAAGCAGAAGCUAGAUGUGAAAGGAAGUCACAGCACUCCGGGCCGGCCCAAAUCCAAGAACCUGCAGCCUAAAAUCCAAGAGUAUGAAUUCUCAGAUGAUCCAAUUGAUGUGCCCCGUAUUCCCAAAAAUGAUGCACCCAACAGAUUCUGGGCCUCAGUGGAGCCAUACUGUGCUGAUGUCACCAAUGAAGAGGUUCGUACCUUAGAAGACCUUCUCAAGCCUCCUGAAGAUGAAGCUGAACACUACAAGAUCCCACCCCUGGGAAAACAUUACUCCCAGCGCUGGGCCCAGGAAGACAUGCUGGAGGAGCAGAAGGAUGGGGCUCGGGCUGCAGCUACUGCCGAUAAGAAGAAAGGCAUCCUUGGACCUCUGACAGAACUGGACACUAAAGAUGUUGAUGCUUUGUUGAAGAAAUCAGAGUCCCAGCAUGAACAGCCAGAGGAUGGGUGCCCCUUUGGACCUCUCACCCAGCGCCUUCUACAGGCACUUGUAGAAGAGAACAUCAUCUCCCCCAUUGAAGAUUCGCCUAUUCCUGAGAUAGCAGGCAAAGAUUCUUCAAUUGAUGGUGCCAGCACUUCUCCCCGCAGCCAGAACAAGCCCUUUAGCGUACCCCACACAAAGUCUCUAGAAGGCCGCAUCAAAGAAGAGCUGAUCGCUCAAGGACUGCUGGAGUCUGAGGACCGGCCUGCAGAGGACUCCGAGGACGAAGUCUUAGCCGAGCUGCGGAAGAGACAGGCUGAACUCAAAGCCUUAAGUACCCACAACCGGACCAAGAAAGUUGAGCUGCUUAGGCUGGCCAAGGAGGAACUGCAUAGGCAGGAGCUGCGGCAACGCGUGCGCAUAGCCGACAACGAGGUCAUGGAUGCCUUCCGCAAGAUCAUGGCUGCACGGCAGAAGAAGCGCACCCCGACCAAGAAGGAAAAGGAUCAGGCUUGGAAGAGCCUCAAAGAGCGUGAGAGCAUCCUUAAACUGCUAGACGGUUAAUGCCACAAGAUGCCUGGCCAAGCUUCUCCGUUUGAACCACAGCAGAGGCCCCAGCUUCAGGGGAGAUGGCAGCUGCUGAUGCAGACUACGGCAACAUCCUUCACUGGUUUAUCGUCGCUCCUCUUGCUAUAUUACAGCUGAGGCUCUGGACAGGCUGGCUGCCAGCAGGGUGCCUUCUCUUUUGGGGUGUGGCUUCGAGGCCUCUGCUGUGAAAUGAGAGCCUGGAUCGCUUCAACUGGCAGCCCCCCUUUUGACAUCCGCAGGGACAGUAUGCCGUGGCGUGAAGACGAGACUGGACAAAACCUGUAUUAGCCUUCUGCGCCAAAUACUAGCUUUUAGGACCUGUCAGCAGCAUAAACUGGAGCAGAUGGUGGGCCACUCUUGAAGCUAGAUUUUUUUUUCCUUUUCACUGCUCUUCCUCUGUUCAGGUUAAGGGGAGCAGCAUUUUGGAAGCUGCAGGCACAGUGAAGGUCAGGUGUAGGAGCCUAACUUCUCAAAUGGCUGUCUUUUCUUGCAUUUGGGGACAAUUUAUUGACUCUGUGGCCUCACCGGAUAUAUUUCAUCAGCUCCUGGGGCUGAUCUAAGAUGAAACAGCCAGGGAAGCUCCAAGGCAUGGAAAGAAUUGCUGUUCCAUGGGUGGUGCAAGUAGAUGCCUGUAGUAUUCAGUUUUGAACAGCAGAGGGAACUGUGCCACCUUCUGCGUCUCGCUGUUCAAACAUAGUUACAGUCCAAACCCUGUCAAGGAUGAGGUCUGUACCACUUGGCUGGACAUAUUUCUGUAAGGCAGCUAUGAUGUCUUUACUUCCUGUUUUGCUCAGUGUCUUCCUCUGGUGUAUUGAGGGUUGUGCAUUCUCUCUCCUCCUAGCUCCCUAGAGUGGGUAGGAAGGAGUUGUCCUUCACAGAAGCAAGCAGAGAAACGCUAGUGGGUUCUGGAGCAAAGGGCCAAGCAGAAUAGAACAUUCAACGGUCCAAGGAGAGGAGGGAAAAUGGGUCCAGUAUUUUGGAGGAAUGGACUGAGUGGCCCAGACUCAGCCCAUAUCACUUCCAGAAACACACAAUUCAGUUCCAAAAUUACAGAUGGCUAGGAGGGUAGUGAGGAAACAGAUGGGGGGGACUGGGGAAGGAGAGAUUCCCUCAUCCCUUGGAAUCCGUGUUUUUCCCCAGCCUCACUCAGAAACUCCAAGGAAGUGAGAUAGUAAGCUGGGAAGAACCUUAACUAAUGGCCCUUCAUAAAAAGAGACAUGGAAGAACAGCUCCUCCAUGAGCCAUUCCCAGGGAGGGGAAUGAUCCGCUGUGCUCCCGUAGUGGUUUCCCACAAGCUGCAUAUGGGUUGAACCCAUUUUGGGAGCUCUCAUUUCCACCAGCUAUUUAGCAGGCAAACUGUAUAAAAUGCUGGCAAGUUGGUGGUGGAGGGGCACAGGGGCAGGACAAGGCCAUCUGUGUCUCUUCCUCACUUGGGUAUGGAUAAAUCAUUGCCCCAGGAGCCUGCUUGUCUUCAUCAAAAAGCAGCGUGUAUUUAGUCUGCCUGCCUGUCCAUCUCUCCCUUGAUUAAUUUCACCUGGCCUUGGACUCCCUUUGUAUUGCUGACUGUUCCAGGAUGAAUGUGCUCACUCUUGCUGAAAUUGGUCAUCACACAGUGCUAUAUGCCAUGGGGUGGGGGUCCCUUGGUGAAUUUUGUGUUGAUAGCCACUGGAGAAGAGAUUUGAGCACAUACUUGCCUUUGCCUUGGAUUGUAUCUGCCUGCUGCAUGUAUGGACUUCUUCCACCACCAACUUUUUCAAAGCUUGACUGAUCACUCCUAGUUUUCUUAUUAAGUAUAGGAUGUCUGUUUUACUCCCACCCCCAGUCUGGACUCCCUUUUGCUUCCCUGUUUCCCAGCAAGUUUCAACAUUCUGCCUAUUGUGUGAAGGCUUCAAACUCCAUUGCUUUGAAAAACAUAAAUGGCUUUAGGGAACAGCUAGAAAAUAAAAAAUAUGUGCAUGGCAAAAGGAUGCUAGGUAGAAGAGCUGGCAUUUGGAGAAAAGAUCAGAAUUAUCCCCAAAGAAUUAAUAAAUCCAGGAGCAGCUGGUG
Molecule: messenger RNA, 4271 nt
Organism: Candoia aspera
Lineage: Eukaryota; Metazoa; Chordata; Lepidosauria; Squamata; Candoiidae
Gene: TADA3
Product: transcriptional adaptor 3
Exons: 9
Coding region: 912-2201 (429 amino acids)
Biological process (GO): regulation of transcription by RNA polymerase II
Cellular component (GO): SAGA complex
Molecular function (GO): transcription coactivator activity
Source: RefSeq, a predicted model, not a curated record